AUGGAACGGAAGUUAUCUCUACUUUACAAGUGACGUCUGGCCCAGACGUGUCCCCCACAGUUCACACGGUAUUGUUUUAAUAUCGCGAGAAUUCGCACAGCCCCUCACUACGUAAUGUGCCGUGCUGCUUAUGGCGGCGCUGGUGACAGUGCUGAAAGCUGUUGGGUAUGAAGUGAAACCGAAUUGAUUUUUGUACCAUCUGAAACCUACUUCAAGUUCAGAUCAUCUAUCGGUCAGAAGAAACGUCAAGGAAAAAGAAAAUAACAAACAUCCCCAAAACGACUCAACGGUAAAACAACUCUAAAGACCAAGACGAAGAACUGCACUGCUACAAAACGAGAAAACUAAAGCAACCAAACGAGCAAACCAAAGAUUUAAGAAACAGAACCAGGCCGCAACGAGCGUAGCAACCAACCAUCAACGUUAACAGCAAAGGCGAGACCUGAUCUGAGACAAGAAGUUUGUGCCUACUCAACAGCUUUGAAAAAGCACACGUCCCAACGCUGCGCCAAGCCCUCCUCAUCCUCCCCGCACCUCUUCCUCUUCUGGGGUGCGGAGAGGGCUGCUGUCUGCUAGUCUUUUCAGUUUUUACCUUUUUCUUUCUGUCAAUUGCAGACCGAAUCCCUCCCUCCUGAUCUUUUCCCCCCCCCGUUCACCUAGUCUUUCUCGUGUCUUUGUUAACUUUUUUUUCCCCCAAAAAGAAGUGUUCAUACACCUGCACUUGCCUUUUUAUUUGAAUAUCUUUAUUUUUGGUUUUGCUUUUUAUCCUUUAUUUUUGCAACUUUUUGUAAUUAGACGUCUGCCAGAGAGCCGAACCUUACAAGUGUGUGUGCAUGUGCGUGUGUGAGACGAAUCUGAAGCAUUGAUUGGUCCAAAUCAUUACAGCCUUCCAAGACAACAGAACAAGAAAUCCAGAGGUAUUUUGUUUGGGGUGUAACCAAAGAGAGAGGGGAAGGGAAGGAGCUGCAACACGACGACUGAAUUAAAAAUAAGAUAAAAUCUAGACUCUGGGAAACGACUUAAUCUGAUCCAUCCCAGGUGUAGUAGAUUUGGCCACUGUGAAUGGGAUAAUUAUGGGUAGUCCCUGGAAAGGUUUUGUCGAGUUUACCUUGCCGGCGUCGCCACCUGCAGCUUUUGUUAGCGCUGACCUGAACAGCACCUCGCCCGUCGGUCUCAGCCUGUCACCCUACGGCCGUUCCAUGAGUUUUGACCCCAGUCUGCUGCAUAGUAAUGGCCAUGGUGGAUUUGCCAAUGGAACAAGCAUGGGAGUCCGUGAGACAGGAGUGGUUGAAAAACUGCUUACAUCGUAUGGUUUCAUUCAGUGCUCUGAGAGACAGGCCCGUCUCUUCUUCCACUGUUCUCAGUACAAUGGCAACCUGCAGGAGCUUAAGAUUGGAGAUGAUGUGGAGUUUGAGGUGUCGUCUGAUAGACGCACUGGCAAACCAAUUGCGGUGAAGCUAGUAAAAAUCAAGGCAGAAAUGUUGCCAGAAGAGCGAAUUUCUGGGCAGGUGGGGCCUGACUUGCACGCCUCUCCUUUAACUGUGCUGCAUGGUUUUAUUCAUCCAGUAGUUUCAGCCAUCCCCUCUCACCUGGACGGGAAGUCUGCACCUGGCCAAGUGCCCACAGGCAGUGUGUGUUAUGAGAGGAACGGGGAAGUGUUUUAUUUGACAUAUGCCCCUGAUGAUGUGGAAGGAAAUGUUUCUUUAGAUACUGGAGAUAAAGUCAGUUUUUACAUGGAGACCAACAAGCAUACUGGUGCUGUUAGUGCUCACAACAUUGUAUUGGUAAAUAAGCAACAGUCAAGAUGUCAGGGAGUGGUUUGUGCUACCAAGGAGGCCUUUGGAUUCAUUGAACGAGGGGAUGUUGUGAAGGAGAUCUUCUUCCACUACAGUGAGUUUAAAGGGGAUCUAGAGGCUCUACAAGCUGGAGAUGAUGUGGAAUUCACCAUUAAAGAAAGAAACGGCAAGGAAGUGGCCACAGAUGUGAGACUGUUGCCUCAGGGCACUGUUAUAUUUGAGGAUAUUAGUAUUGAAACCUUCGAGGGCACUGUCUCCAAGGUUAUUCCCAAGGUUCCCACCAAGAAUCAGAACGACCCACUGCCUGGGCGAAUCAGUGCCAGAAUUAAUUUCACUGACAAAGAGCUGCUAUUUGGGGAGAAGGACACCAAGUCCAAAGUGACACUGCUGGAGGGAGACCAUGUCCAGUUCAAUAUAUCCACCGACCGACGGGACAAACUAGAGCGAGCGACAAAUAUCGACAUCCUCCCUGACACCUUCCAUUUUACCAAGGAGACCCGUGAAAUGGGUGUGAUAGCUGCCGUGCGUGAUGGUUUUGGCUUCAUCAAAUGUGUGGACCGUGACGCCCGGAUGUUCUUCCAUUUCAGCGAGGUUCUGGAAGAGAGCCAACUGCACAUUUCUGAUGAAGUGGAAUUCACUGUGGUGCCUGACAUGCUGUCAGCCCAAAGAAACCAUGCCGUGCGGAUCAAAAAGCUGCCCAAGGGUACAGUGUCAUUCCACACUCAAUCUGAGCUGCGUUUUAUGGGGGUGGUGGAGAAAGAAGCUGUGCCUGCUACUACCAACAAGAGCUACAGCCCCAGCAAGGUCAAAGAGAAGAAAAAAGACAAGGGUAAAGUUGAAAAGGAUGCAGAAGAAGGCUUGAUUGCGUAUGAAGAGAGUGGAGAGAAAAGCACUAUUCCCUACCAUAUUAAAGACCUGGAUGGAGGCAUUUACCCACAGCUUGGAGACAAGGUGGAAUUCUCCAUCAGUGAGGUGAAACGCACCGGACAGCAAAGUGCUGUGUCCUUCAAGGUCCUUAAUCGUGCUGUUGGCACCAAGAGGCUUCUGGGAUACAUAGCAACACUGAAGGAUAAUUUUGGCUUCAUAGAAACAUCCAAUCAUGAUCAGGAGAUCUUCUUCCACUACAGUGAGGUGUGUGGGGAUGUGGACAACUUUGACUUGGGAGAUACGGUGGAGUACACUCUCUCCAAGGGUAAAGGAAACAAGAUCAGUGCUGAGAAGGUCACCAAAGUUGCAGCUGUGAAUGGAGUAGGAGAGGAUGUGAGUAAUACUGUGUUCCUGGGGAAAGUGGUUCGGCCCUUGCGCAGUGUGGACCCUUCUCAGACAGAGUAUCAAGGCCUUAUUGAGAUCACAGAAGAUGGCUCCAGCAAGGGCCAGAGUUAUCCAUUCGGCAUUGUCGGUAUGGCCAAUAAAGGUGACUGUCUGCAAAAGGGUGAGAUGGUGAAGUUUCAGUUGUGUACAAUGGCCCAGACAGGACAAAAGAUGGCCUGCAACAUUGUUCCUCAGCGCAAAGCCCUGGUGGAGUGUGUCAAAGAUCAGUUUGGUUUCAUCACAUAUGAAGUUGGAGACAGCAAGAAGCUGUUUUUCCACGUCAAGGAGGUGCAGGAUGGUCUGGAGCUGCAGGCCGGUGAUGAAGUAGAGUUUUCUGUGAUUUUGAACCAACGCACAGGCAAAUGCAGUGCCUGCAAUGUUCGCAGAGUCAGUGAGGGUCCAAAACCCGUAGCAACGCCUCGACCUGACAGACUUGUCAAUCGUUUGAAGAGCAUCACUCUGGAUGACACUAACGCUCCCCGUCUUGUCAUUAUCAGACAGCCUCGUGGCCCAGACAAUUCAAAGGGCUUCAGUGUAGAGAGGAAACUCCGCCAGCCUGGUAUUACUGACUGAGAACUGUUCACCCCUCUCCUCUUCACUACGGAUGAGACACCUUGGAGAAAAGCAAUCAGACCAAGGGCAUAGGAAGGGAUUUGUGUGUCUGUUUCUCUCUCUCACUCAUUUGAUCUCUCUCUCUCACCCAUAAAAACAAUUCACAGAAUAACAAACACAUCAAGACUCGAACAUUAGCACACACAGGUCCCUUCCUUUGUCACAGGAUCCCUUGCAAAAAAAAAAAAUACUCAUCUCAUUGUCUUCAUUGUAUGUGUGAUGGUUUUGUGUGGUUGUAAUUUGAGCAAAAGCCCUCUCGUGCUGUGUGAGUGUGUGGUAUGCAUCAUAUGUUUGGAAAAAGUUCACUUGUAAGGUUGUUAUUGUUAUGCAGAGGAUAUGAGGGGAAAUUUGGGUUUGUAGUUCUCACAUCUUUUAGAUUGAGAUGUGGGGACUGUUUAACCCACUUUUCAUUUCUGCUGAAAUUGAAAUGCCAGGAAUUCUGCACCUGCUGCUGUGUGAGUGAGUUGUUGUUUUAGAGUAGCUUUGCCUGUCUGUAUUUUGAUUUCCGUUAUAUAUACUUUAUUCUUCCUGUAUCACUUGAAUACGUCUCCCCAUGUUGUUUCUCACCUGGGUGAUAUUGAGAUAUUGUUGGUCUCUUUUUGGUGAGAAAUAAAAUGACCUUAAAGUUCUUUUCACUCACAUUUUCAUUCACUCACCUAAUUCCUUUGAGUAGCUUUUAACAUGGAUCUGAAAACGAAAUAAAUUUUCUCUGCGCUCAGAACUCACUUGUGUAUGGUUUUUGAUUGUGUAAAUUACAGUUUUUGAGAUUAUAUUGUUUUGUUUUUUAAGGAGCCUUUUUUAAUUCCUGUCCUGAUUUCACUAGCUCCAUCUGGGCAUGUGCAGAAUUCCUAAUGGCAUCUUGUAGCCUGCGGUCUUUUUUUUUUUUUUUUUUUUUUUAAUGAUUUUUCUUCUUUUUUUAAAAAAAAAGAUCUUUUUUUUCGCACAUACUUUUCUUUUUCUUUCUUGAGUUUGAGUUUAACUUAAACUCAAUAUCUGCUAAUGAAUAAAUAAAGAAAAAGGUGCCUAAAAACAAACAAAACAAAAAAUGAAACAAAAAAAAAAUUGGUGUCUCCUCUAUCCCCAAACAGCCACCAAAAUAUAAGAGCAGUUGUAGGGUGGCUUUUUUUUUCUUCUUUUUUUUUCUUUUUCUUCCAAGUAGAGAAUACUGGUGUGGAUCCCCCAAACCUGUGGGUUGAGAAAUACUGUAUGUACUGUGUGCUUUUACUUGGUUGGACCUUUUGAAAACCUAAAUAAAUCAAGCAAAGUGUG
Pimephales promelas (fathead minnow) is the source of this 4988-nucleotide messenger RNA. Lineage: Eukaryota; Metazoa; Chordata; Actinopteri; Cypriniformes; Leuciscidae. The record is from RefSeq and is a predicted model, not a curated record.